Molecule: messenger RNA, 1763 nt
Organism: Bradysia coprophila
Lineage: Eukaryota; Metazoa; Arthropoda; Insecta; Diptera; Sciaridae
Product: phospholipase B1, membrane-associated-like
Biological process (GO): phospholipid metabolic process
Molecular function (GO): glycerophospholipase activity
Source: RefSeq, a predicted model, not a curated record
AAGAGCGCCUAAAGUGCACACAGCGAGUUAGCAUUUCAGUGAUUUUAUAUGUUAGAAAAAAGUUCUUGACGAUCUGAAAUUUACAAUCAAUUGUUUUAAUAAUUUAAUGGUGUACACGUGUGAUAAAAGGUGUCGUAUUGACUGAUUGUGGUUCUUUUCCAUCAGAACCGUGAAUUCGAAGAUAUGUUCAAGACACACUUCAUUGUUAUCGUCAUUAUUACUACCCACUGCAACUUUGUACAUGGGCAGUCUACGUAUCUCGAAACAUUUACACCUUUAUACAGAUUGUAUCGGUAUUCAAUGUUUGGCCUAAUUGGCAGGAGUGAUGGUGAAUCGUCUUACGAUUGGAAUUUAAGAAGAGGGAAGGUGCAACAGCCCUUUCCUGAGUCAAAGUCAUUCUUUUGUGAUACAAAUGGACCGGGAAAGCGAAGCCAUUCUAUACCGCAGUCAGUACAUCAAUUAAGACCAGGAGAUAUAGAUAUAGUUGCAGCAAUGGGUGAUUCUCUUACGGCGGGUAAUGGUGCGUUAGCAACCAAUAUGCUACAGCUCUUUAUCGAAAAUAAAGGUGUGUCUGGGACUAUUGGUGGUCAAAAUACUUGGCGUAAAUAUUUAACGUUACCGAACAUGAUCAAAGAGUUUAAUCCGGACCUCUACGGUUAUUCCUCGUCAGACGGAUAUUCUACUGACAAAAGUUCUAGAUUCAAUGUAGCAGAAAUGGGUGGCAUGUCAGUAGAUAUACCACAUGAGGCUGAGGUUUUGGUCAAACGAAUGACUGCUGAUCCACGCGUGAAAAUGAACGAGCAUUGGAAGUUGAUAACAAUACUCAUUGGACCGAACGAUUUCUGCCUGAAUCUCUGUCAAACUAACAACCCCGAAAAGACAGUAGAAUUACACGAAAAUGAUUUGGUUAAAGCUUUACGUGUAAUAAGAGAUAAUUUACCAAGGACGAUGGUAAAUUUAAUCACGCCACCUAAUUUAAAAGUUCUUACCGAAUUACGUGGAAAGCCAUCAGAAUGUGAGAUGCUGCAUCACCUAGAAUGUCCAUGUCUCUUUGGAUUUCGUCAUCAAAGUAAAAGGGAGCAAUACUUUAAAAUAAUAGAACGGUGGCAAAAGAUUGUCUCAAAGGUCGCCGACAUGGACGAAUUCAACAGAGACGACUUCACCGUCAACAAUCAACCGUUUUUAAAGAACGUCACCAUACCUAUGCUUGCGAAUGGGAACCAUGAUUUUACUUACUUAUCUUUGGAUUGCUUCCAUUUAAGUCAAAGAGGAUAUGCCAUCGCUGUGAACGCACUUUGGAACAAUAUGAUGCAACCAGAAGGACAGAAAUGGACCAACUGGAAAAAAGAAUUUACAGAAUUUAUUUGCCCUACUUUUGACAGACCCUAUAUCGCAACAAAGAAAAAUAGCUGACAUUUGAACAUCCAGAUUUUAUGACUCCAUCAACUCAUACCUGAAAACUAAUCGUUUUAUUAAAUGCAUUUCACGCGAGAUUUUAUGGGUUAUUUUAAUUGCGUAUCGUAUGACCAUGAUUCAAGCCUCAAUAAAACUCAGAAAUCAUGGAAAUGUGAUAACUGUUCAUAACGUUGUUGUAAAUUACUUUGAACUUGACUCUCUAAAAUAUUCCUUGUAUGUAGUAGCUUUUAUUGCACUUCUGAAACUCCACUACCACGAGCGGGGAAAUACAAUAGUUGGUAAAAUUAUAAUGUUAUUUAGAAGACGGUACAGGUAGAGAAUGUUUUCUAAUUUGGUAGUUGUUGAGG